Alternaria postmessia is the source of this 1002-nucleotide messenger RNA. RefSeq lists its product as uncharacterized. Lineage: Eukaryota; Fungi; Ascomycota; Dothideomycetes; Pleosporales; Pleosporaceae. The coding region runs from base 1 to 1002 and encodes 333 amino acids. Gene Ontology annotation, cellular component: cytoplasm. Gene Ontology annotation, biological process: tubulin complex assembly; post-chaperonin tubulin folding pathway. Gene Ontology annotation, molecular function: tubulin binding. The record is from RefSeq and is a predicted model, not a curated record. The transcript has 4 exons.
AUGGCCGAGUCCAACCUCAAAGAGACCUUCUAUCGCCAAUUCCACCAGGAUGUCGCAACGCUCCAAAGGCAAAUCGAAAGCUUAUCCUCCCUGUCGACAUCUGGUGGCGAGCGCAAUCAAGCGAUAGACGACUGCCUCGCAGGCAUAGAUCGAUUAUCCCACGAUGUCCAAGACGCGUCAAGUCUUCUACCCGCGUAUGACCAGCGGACAUAUAGCGAGACCAUCAAGAAGUUGAGUGAGAAGUUGUCAAGUAUGAGGAACAGCUUCGAUCCACCCAAGAAGUUCAGUUUCAAGAGCAAGAAGAAGGAUAUCAUGAAACCAGAAGCUAAACCGGAAGUAUUGGAUACAUCGAGUGCGAAGUCGUCUUCUCUACUUGAACAACAACCAUCGCAACCAUCGCAACCAUCGCAACAUCAAGAAACGGCGCAACAGGAUUCGUUCACGUCGACCCUCUCCCACAAGUCGCAUGCCCGUAUAACUCUCGCUCAAGUCCCUUACGCCACAAGCUCACCAACGGUUUCCCAUCUUGCCCACUGUGUCGUCGAUCUUAGCGCUCCAACAAAAGCCGACGCACCCUUCGCCGCUCUUUACCUCCGCUCCAUAACCUCCUCGCUCAUCAUUACCGGCCAAGUCGCAGGAGCAAUCCACAUCACAGACGUCUCCAACAGUGUCAUAGUAACAGCGUGUCGACAGUUCCGUAUGCAUGGCAGCAAAGACGUGGAUGUGUAUCUGCAUAGUACUAGUCGACCAAUCUUUGAGGAUUGUGAGGGCUUGAGGUUCGCACCAUUACCUGAUUCCUAUAAGACACCAGAGGUCGAGCAGUCAGCCAACCAGUGGAAUCAGAUCGAUGACUUCAAGUGGUUGAAGGCCGAGCCAAGUCCACAUUUCAACAUACUCCCUGCAGCUGAACGUGUUUCUGAGGAGGUUUGGAGCAGAAAGAUACCUGGUAACGAUGAGAGCCUAGAUGGUACCCUGCAAGCUGUUGGUAUACGGUGUCGAUAA